AUGACUGCUCGCGAGGACAUAUUCGAGAAGUGCCCGGAGUUGCGGAAUAAUUCAGAGUCGGUUGGAGAGCUGCUGAUGGAUUUCUUUGAACUGUAUGGAAGCCAGAAGAUGGGAGGCGGAGCGGAGAUACUUUGCUACGAUGGUGCGAUAACGUAUUUCGAGGAUAAGGUGGCGGAGGAAGAGCCCCAGCAGCAAGAGCCGGUGUUGGUGAUGAGAUGCCCUAUCAGCAAGAAGGAUGUGAACCCGAUGAGCAAGGCAGUGUGGGAGGUCCUCCACGCUGAGUUUGUUAGAGCGCAUACGAUGUUGCUGGCAGGAGCUUCACUGGAUGAG
Perkinsus marinus ATCC 50983 is the source of this 330-nucleotide messenger RNA. RefSeq lists its product as hypothetical. The annotation marks the transcript as partial. NCBI's taxonomy places the organism in Eukaryota, Perkinsozoa, Perkinsida, Perkinsidae. The record is from RefSeq and is a predicted model, not a curated record. The transcript is spliced from 3 exons.